Messenger RNA from Aspergillus niger, 894 nucleotides. RefSeq lists its product as uncharacterized. The transcript is spliced from 3 exons. The coding region runs from base 1 to 894 and encodes 297 amino acids. The record is from RefSeq and is a predicted model, not a curated record. NCBI's taxonomy places the organism in Eukaryota, Fungi, Ascomycota, Eurotiomycetes, Eurotiales, Aspergillaceae.
AUGGUCCUCCUCGCCAAACUAACCCUCCUCACCAUCCUGGCCCGGCUCUUCAUCCUGCGCCGCGGCCAAAUCCUCACCGUGUACCUAACCAUCAUCAUCACAACGCUCUACUACAUCAUCAUCUUCUUCAUCAAAAUCUUCAUCUGCAACCCCGUCUCCACAUUCUGGACCUCGCCCAACGACCCCCAUAACCCUAAUUGUCUAUCCGAAGGGGCGGUAUUUCUCGCUGACGCGAUCAUGAGCGUCAUCACGGACUUGGCUAUUUUGUUGUUGCCGAUUGGGUUGAUGUUUCCACUGCGAUUAGCUGUGGUGAAGAAGGUGAAGGUGGGGGCGAUGCUUGGGUGUGGCGGGUUAGCUGUUGGGUUUAGUAUUUAUCGGGUUGUGUUGGUGGUCGGGGAGGGGGAGGGCGGGUUGGGUGAUAGUCGGGUAUAUGCGAGGGUGUUGCUUUCUGGGAAUGCGGAGGGAGGAUUCGGGUUGAUUUGUAGUUGUAUACCGGCGCUGCAUAUCCUCCUCUCGAGGGUGAAGGGGAAGAUGAGGAAAGGGUCGACGAGUACGAGGAAGGGAUCUUCGUCGACUGCUUCUGGGGAUGGGAGUGGGGGGAAGAAGAGGGAUCAGGGGACUUCGAGUACUAGUGGGGGUACUGCUGCGCCUAUUGUCAUUACGAGUUCGCCGGAGGAUGUUCUUCAUGAUCCUGGGGGGUUGCUUGCUUCGCUUGAUGUUGAUGUGUAUGAUCAUGUGUAUGAUCAUGAUGAAGAGGAGGGACGGGUUGACUACUUAAGGCUUAAGGUUACUACUCAGUUAUUAGGAUCAUCAUACAUUCAUCCUAUCCCAACUCAUCAGUCAUCCCAGGUAUAUAACGCCUCUGGCAUCCGCCAGCAUACUAUCAAUCAAUAA